Symbiodinium necroappetens is the source of this 1872-nucleotide messenger RNA. The record is from the annotation of a GenBank genome assembly. NCBI's taxonomy places the organism in Eukaryota, Dinophyceae, Suessiales, Symbiodiniaceae.
AUGGCCCAUCAACUCGGCAGUUCUACAAAGAAGCGGCGCCGAGCCCUUCCGACAGCUGUGGUGUUCUGCGUCGGCGUGGCUUUCGCGGUGUUCCGCGCAGGCGAGGCAUUUGCCGGGACUUUUUCGAAGUGGGCCGGCCUGCAGGGCUUGCUUCGGAACUCCUUUCCGAACUAUGGCAACUACGGGGGCAUGCGGGGUCAUGCCACCUUCAGGCUGGCGCAGGAGUCGGAAGUGAAAGAGAUCAGAUGGCUUGAUCCUCUUGAUGAAAAAGCCGAAGAGGUUACGCCGGCAGAAGAUGCCACAGUUCUGCCUGUCUUUCCCCUUGGCGGACCUUUCAUGCCCUACACAAAGCAGUCCCUUCAGAUCUUUGAGCCUCGAUACCGGCAGCUCUAUGACAACAUCUUACUGUCCGGAUCGCGACGUUUCGUAGUCACCCCCGUCGACCCGAGGUCGGAGGAUUCCCUUCGCCUCGCCGAAGUGGGCGUGGUGUUCUACUUGGAUGACCUCAAGGAUCUGUCAGAGCAAACACAGGACAGGGUGAAGUACGUGUGUGAGCACAGCGUCAUCGGCCGGGUGAAGCUGAAGCGCGUCCUGAACCCGGCUGACUGGUUCUCUCGCUCCACGUACCUCCGAGCUGAGACCGACCCAGUUGAAGACACGGACACCGAUGUGGACUCCUCACUGCUGGAACAGGAGGUGAUGCAGCUGAUGAGAGACUUGGUCCCUUUGUAUGGGGAGCUCGGUCAGCCGACCUACGACGUGAGCCUCCUUGAGCGCAGGAACUCCAGCAGAGCAGAGGAGGGCGGGCUGUGGAGCCUGGGGGAGGUUUGGGUGCAACUCCUUGGGGCGCAGCUACAGACGAAAAGGAAGCUUUUUGAGGGUAGGCUGCAGGACAUUCUUCGCUCCUAUGCGAAGUCGGGUCAGACUGAACUUCGCAUAACAGAUUUGCCUCCUGAGGCCUUAGCAGACAUCAAAAGGCUGGAGCAGGAAUUCCAAGCCAUGGGGAACAAGAUGGUGAUGCAGCAACUCGAAUUCGGCCAGUUGCUGAUACAGACAGAUUCCCACAGAGGACGCCUUGAGCAAUUCAAGAGUGCCCUCGAUGAGGAGUACCGGAAGCUCAUAGCACAAAAGUCGUUGAAGUCCCUUGGGGCAUCUCACCCAUCCAAGAGGCGGGGAGCUCACGACGGAACUGAGAAGAAAAGGUCGCUCACCUGCUUCUCUCGACUACUCGCCGUGGCCGUGAUGAGGCAAGAGAUUGAAAAGCAGCAGGUGGAGUCGAGCCCGAGUCGACGCCAUGGAGCCACCAGUUCCCAUUUCAGAAAGGGAAGUCCCCGACGCCAGGGCGCUGCCACCAGCGCGAACUGGCGCUCUGGGAGCCCACGAGGCCAUGCAAGGAGCCCCUCCAAGCGGGCCGGCUACGGAGGCCAGUUUGGCGCCGGUGGCGGCUAUGCCACGGGCUACAGCCCCGCCCCCUCGAAGACUUUGCAAGGCGUGGGCUACGAUGAACCUGUCGACCUGACCGGUGACGGUGACGGAGGAUCGCCGGAUUGGGGCAAACGGGCCAGCCAGGAGCUUCUGUUUCCGAACCCUGCCACGUUCGCGAAGCCGGCAGCGCAAGCACGAAGUCUGUCCAGGACGUCGUACCCUAUGACUGGCGCAAGAUCUGUGUCGUCUCCCAGCUUGCUAGGCAGCUCACAUGCACAAGGCGAGAAGGAGUCCUCGAAGUCGGUGAAGGCGCCUCAGAGCCUGCUGUCCCUUGUUUCGGUCGAGGGAAACCGGAGGCCCUCCAUCCUCCGCCGCAGAUCGUCUUGGGGUGCACGGCCGAUGCUGGCUGAUGCCAUGUCGAAGAUGCAGAUGCACCCUGGUAUGUAG